Molecule: messenger RNA, 5658 nt
Organism: Plasmodium berghei ANKA
Lineage: Eukaryota; Apicomplexa; Aconoidasida; Haemosporida; Plasmodiidae
Product: conserved Plasmodium protein, unknown function
Exons: 1
Coding region: 1-5658 (1885 amino acids)
Biological process (GO): endosomal vesicle fusion; protein targeting to vacuole
Cellular component (GO): late endosome; HOPS complex
Source: RefSeq, a predicted model, not a curated record
AUGACAAAAUUGAAAAAUGGAAUAUUUUGUUUACCAGAUAAAAAGUGGUAUAAGAAUGUCGAAGUCAAAAAUAGUAAAACAGCAAAAAAAUAUAUUUACAAAUGUAUAGAUAUAAGGAAAAUAGAAAAACAGUAUAAAUCAAAAAAGUUGGAGAAUUAUUACACAUACAUAAAUUUAUAUGAACAAAUUUUAUUGAAAUAUUGUUAUAAAAAUGAAGGAAAUGAAACCACAAAUAAAAGUGAUCUUAAUUUUUCAAGUAAAGAAAAUAACAACGAUGGGAUACAUAUAGAACAAAAAAACAUUAAAAAAAAAAUAAGACCUUUAUUUGAUGGUUAUUCUGUAACAAGUAUAUAUGUUUUUGAAAGCCUAAUUUUCCUUGCUUUGUCAGGUGGAAUUAUUAACAUUUUUGAUAAAAAUUUUAACUUAAUUUUGCAAAGAAAACUGGAUAAUUUUAACAUUAAAAAUAUAUCGGCAAAUAAAAAAGAAAACACAAUAUGCUUUGUUGGGAGUUCGGAUGAUAUACACAUUCUUUAUUUAGACGAAAUAAGCAAUCCAAAAGAGGAAAAUGACAUACAUGUUUGGGAUAAAAAAAUAAAAAACAAUAUUAAUGACAUUUCCAUAGUUGAUGUAGAGUAUAUAGCCAAUACAACAAUUUCUAAAUUUGGCACAGAAUUUGAUAAUACCGUCAUACAAUUCAAUAAACAGCUUUAUCAGAAUUUAAAUAAAAAUGAAAAAAUAUUUGUGGAUGGUUUUGUUCAUAAUAAUAUAGUUAGAUAUAAUAUCAACAGAUUAAACAAUUGUGUAAUUAACCCUCAUUUUGAUAAUUAUGAAAAUAAUAAUUUAUGUAUAUUAUCCUCAAAUACAACGGUAUCAGUUUUAUAUGUCUAUGGAUUUUAUAUAAACAAUACCGUUUUAUUUAAAGAUAAAAAUAUUUAUAAUAUUUAUUGGUAUAAUUCGUAUAUUUUUAUUUGCAAACAUGAUUCGGUUUAUAUUAUUAACUUUUUUUGUAAAACCAAAAUUGUGCAUAUGAUUUUGUCAUAUUCAUCGUAUUCUUUCGAGAGUAUAAGAACUAUACCUUCAUUUUAUGAGAAAGAAAAAGUGGAUGAAAUAAAAAUUGGAAAAAUUGAAAAAGAACGUUUUAAUUAUCCUAUUUUUAUUUGUGAAGCAGAAAAAGAAAUCUAUGUAAUAGGGCGAGAAAAAAAUAUUAAAGUUUUAAAAUUGGGAAAAAAAAAUCAAGCAGAAGAAGUAAAAGUUAUAUACGAUUUUUUUCUGACUAAUUAUAUAAUUAAUAUGUAUAUUUUUUACAAUAAAAAUAUGAGCAUGCUAUUAGGUGAUCAAAAAUAUUAUAUAUCUAUAAUAACACGUAUAAAUCAAAAUUUAACAAAAUCGAAAAAUAAAAAAAAGUGGAAUAAUACUUCAUUUGGUCAUAUUAUAUUAACAAGCAAUAAUUAUAUAGUCUAUAAAAAUAAUAUAAAUAUUAAAAGUGGGGAUAGUAAAUGUGUGUAUAUGAUUAAAAAUAAGAUGAAUGAUAACCGAGAAAAAUAUAUUUGUAGCAAAAUUCAUGGAAAUACUAAACUAAUUGAAGAAAGUAAACAAAUAAAUGACGAAAAAUGUGUAGACCAUCAUCAUAAUAAAUUAAAAUAUAUAGAAGAGCAUAGUUUCAUUGACACUGCCUCUAUAAAUGACAUUACUGUUAAUAAUUGUGGAACAUUUUCAAUUUUCCAAUACUGCAAAUAUAGCAACUGCCAUAAAAGAAAGGAUAAAAAGAAAGGGGUAAAUAACGAAGGAAAUUUCUGCCUAUAUAUUUAUCACAAUAAUAAUGCAAUUUCAAAUAAUUUUGAUUUAUAUGAAAAUAAUAGCAAUAGUAAGAAUGAAAUGUGUAAUUUUUUAAUGGGUUUUAGAGAAAAAAAUAUUAUGGAAAUAUUCACAUAUUUAUUAGAAGAAAAAAGAAAAAAUAUAUUUACAAUUUUAAAUAAGCUUAAAAAGGAAGAAAUAAAAAGAUCCAAUAAUGAAUUAACUAAUUUUAUCGUACAAAUAAUUUAUUUGUGUUUAAAAUAUGGAAAAUGUUAUUUGGCUGCAAAAAUAUUUAUUAAAUUAAAUGAAUAUUUUUAUAAUAAACAAAAAGUAACUUAUGACAUUAUUGUGCUUUUCUUUUUUUUUAAUAAAUUGCACAUUUUGUCAAAGUUUUACACCAAACUUAAGCGUCACGAAAGAGAAAAAGUAAAAAAAAAAAAAUAUAUAUAUAAAUAUAUUUAUUUAUGUAAAACAGAAAAUAAUUAUACUAUUAUACAAUUACCAAACAUAUUGGGAAAUAGGUGUAGAAGGAAUAAUUAUAAAAAAAAAAAAAAAAUUAAGAGUAUAGUGUACGUUAUUUAUCAUGCAAUGCGUAUUAUUAAAAAAAAUAAAUUGAAAAGGAAAAAUGAAAAAGAUAAGAGAAAAAAAAAAAAAAAAAAUAUAUAUUAUUUUUUUAAUACAAAAAAUAUAUUUAAUAAAUUUUUAAUUCUAUUAUUAUUAAAUGAUGUUUAUGAGUUCAAUAAAAUAUAUAAAUGUUCCCCUAGUCAUUAUUUAAAUAUUUUUAAAUUAAGUAAAUAUAUUAUAUCCUAUCUUAGAAAUAAUAUAGGCUAUUUAAAAAAAAAUAUAUUAAACCGAUUUAAUUUGUUUGACCUUACAUCAUUGUUGAGUAGGUACAAUAUAAAAACUGAAGAGGAGAAAAAUAAUAAAGUAAAGAAUACGAAAAUAAAAAAUAACGAUACCAUACAUUCUACUAGUUAUAAUAAUAAUUUUUAUGAUAAAAAUAAAAAGAAUAGUAAACUAGGUCAAUAUUACAACUAUAAAUCCAAAAGUCAAAAUUUCAAUUCUGAAAAUUUUUCUUUAGUAUCUUGGAAAAAAAAAAAAAAAUUCGAAAAAAAAAUACUUUUAGAUAUUCUUCUAAAUAUACUUUUUAAAUGUAAUUAUUCUUAUCCAAUCGAACUAUUAUUAUGUAGAACUCAAGAAAAAAAAAAAAAAAAUAUAUGCAAAGUUAAUGAUAAACAUACAUUUAUUAAUCAUAAUUUUAGUAACAUAAACUGUGGGUAUGAGAUUGAAAAAGAUACAAGCAAGCAUCUUUGUCAAAAAAACCAAGGGAAUGAACAUAAUUCAACAAGAAAAUAUAUGCAUAAAAUAUCCAAAGAUCGGAUAACGAAAAAAAAAAAAAAUAAUAUUAUAACAAACUCAAAUAGUAAUAUAAUCUCGAACGAUUUUCCACUUUCUAGGGAUACUUUUAUUACAUGCACAGAGGAAAUACCAUAUUUGUAUGAUAAGUCUGAGCAUAAUGAUAAAAAUAAUAAAAACAAAAACAAUAGUAGUAUUUUCAUAAAUAUGAACUACACAAAAUUCCGCGAAAAGUAUUAUAAAGGAGAAAAUGUAGGAAAAAAACGGAAACCUCAAAUUGUUAAAAUAAAUGAAAUUGACAAAACGAGGAUACACACAGAAUACACAAAAUAUGAUGAAUGUAAUAAAAAAAAAAAACUGAACAAAUAUAAUGAUAUAAAAAAGGAAAAAAUAAUUAAUAUGUUAAUAGAAAAAAAAGAUGAAACUGUAUUUUAUUAUCUCAAUCAAUGUAAUUGUCAAUGUUUAAAAAAAAUCAUAAAUAAAAAUGCCAAUAAAUUGUGCCAAAUUAAUAUAAAAAAAACUAUUCCUUUAUUACUCAUUAAAAAUAUAAAAGGAAAGGGGACAGAAAAUUGUGAAUAUUUUUUUAAUCCUAAUAUUAUUAUCAAAAAAUUAAAAAAAAAUCCUUAUUUUUUAUAUAGAUAUUUAAAAAAACUUCAAAAUGUUGAAUAUUUAAGAAUAUAUAUCGAUUUAUUUAUUUUUUUAAUAUUUAUUUUUGAUCCGUUAUUAUUAAUUAAAUUCCUGAAUAAAUAUUACAAGUAUAUAAAUUUUAAGAGGGUACAUUUUUUUGCGUCUUUUUUUAAUUAUUUUUAUCUUACCAUCGAAAAAGAAAAAAUAAAUCUUAAUUGUGAUAAUAAUACAAAUUAUUCUGAUAAACCAUCAAAAUCUGAUUCAUUUCAAAUAUACACUGAAAAAAUAAACAUAAAGGACGAUUCUGAAAAUUUCCAUAAAUUGUCAAUAGAAGAAAACAAUGUAAACGAGCCAUUCAAAUGGGAAAACAAAGAAGAUACUAUUUCUGAGUUUAAAGAUAUAUAUCAAGCAAACAAAAUAGGCGAAAGACUAAACAGUUGGAAAAUAAAAGAAGAAUGGAUGAAAAGAAAAAAUAAAAAAAAAUUAAAAAAAUGUUUUAAAAAUGAAAAUAUAAGUUUGUUAUACAACUAUUUACUUAACAAUAAUGUAGAAAAAAAUAAAUUAGUAGAUUUAUUUAAUUUUAUAAAAAAAGAAUCAAAAAAAAACAAAAAAUGUCCAAAAAAAAUAAAUCUUUUUAUGCACGUAGAAGGAUAUAUAUAUAUAAAACUUGGAUAUAUAAAUAAAGCUAUAGAUAUAUAUAGAAAAUUGUGUAAUUAUGAAGAAGUUUAUUAUCUUAUUAAGCACUAUAAUAUAUCGGUGCAAGAAAAUAUAAAAAAAGAGGUCGAGAAAUUUCUACUAUUGAAUAGUUAUAAUUCUAUAGAAAAUAAAAUAAAUAAUGAUUAUAUAAAUGGAAAUAUAAAGAGAAUAUAUAAUUCCCAAAAAGAAUUAAACAAUUUUAAUGAAAACACAAAUAACUGUACUCGUGAUAUUACAAUUUUUAAUUCAAAAAAAAAUGGGGAUAAUAUUUUUCAUGAAGAAGAAAUAAAAAGAAACAAAAAAAGAGGUAUAAUAAAAAACGAAAAAAUAAUUAAAUUAAAAAAAAAAAAAUUAAAAAGUAUUAAAAAUAAAACAAAUGUAAUUGAGUAUUAUAUUAGUAAUAGUAUCGAUUGUGAUAAUAUGGACAAGGAAAUUAUGCAUGAUUUAUAUUCAGAAGAUAUAAAAAAAAAAAAAAAAAAAAAAUGUAAGAAUAACCAAAUUGAUAUAUUAUGGAAUAACGAUAAAAAAAAAAUGAAAAAAAUUCGUGGGCAAAUUUUAAAACAUUUUUUACUCGAUCAUAUGUGUAAAGAAAUGAACUAUAGUACACUAGUUAAUAUCCUUCAAGACUUAUAUUAUAAAAAUGAAAUUUUAGUAAGUUAUAAUUCUAUACUAAGCAACGAUAAAAUAAAUAUAUUUAACAUGUUUAAUGAAGUAAAAAAAAAAGGAUAUAUUAUAUAUAAUGGUAAAAUAAGAAAAGAAAUAAAAAAAAAUGAAUUAAAGUUGAUAAACAUAAAUGAAGAUUAUCUUUUUAGCAAUAAUGAUUAUGAAAAUAAACAAAAAAAUAUGAUAUUUAACGAAUCGAUAUUACAAAGUUUAAAUAAAAAUAAUACUUUAGAUAUACAUAAUGAAAGAACAUAUAACACACAACAAAAUAUACCGCCAAAUUAUUAUUUUUACGAUGAAAUACGAAAAAAAACGAAUGUUUCAGAGUUAUCUUCUUUUUGUGUUGCAUGCUUAAAUAAUAUAUAUCAUGAUGCAGGUUUAUUUUCAAAAAAAAAAAAAAAAAAUAUGGACCUGAAAAGUAGUCAUAAAAUUAAAAAUAAUAUUGUCUUUUUUUUUUGUAAUCAUAUUUAUCAUUUAAGAUGCUUGAAAGACAAUGAAUUUGUAUGUGAAAUAUGCUCAUAA